Messenger RNA from Aureobasidium pullulans EXF-150, 1900 nucleotides. RefSeq names its product nitrate transporter. Gene Ontology annotation, biological process: nitrate transmembrane transport; nitrite transport. Gene Ontology annotation, cellular component: membrane. The transcript has 2 exons. NCBI's taxonomy places the organism in Eukaryota, Fungi, Ascomycota, Dothideomycetes, Dothideales, Saccotheciaceae. The coding region runs from base 301 to 1860 and encodes 519 amino acids. The record is from RefSeq and is a predicted model, not a curated record. Gene Ontology annotation, molecular function: nitrite transmembrane transporter activity; nitrate transmembrane transporter activity.
UAGCUGAGGUCCCAAGAUCUGCACUCUGACGGUACACACAGAUCCGCGGACUUACUUUUUGCUUUGGCGUUGUGGUAAUCAGUUGUACACCGGAGAUACAUCAAAUUGCUGCUCGAUGUCAGUGUGGUGAGAGUCGAAUAUUAAACCUCCCCAUCCUCACCCCAGCAAUUGGUCUCCUCAUCCGGUUUCUAUUACAUACCAACAACCCCAAAAGAGGUUCGAAGACCAUCUCAUUUCUGGCAUUUGAGGAAUCAUCCCCACGACAUAUUCAGUCCAGAUCAUAUCAAAUACCAUAUCACAAUGGGUAUCAGCGUUUUGUGGUCGGCCCCAGAGGUCAACCCCAUCAACAAGAAGGCUCGCACUAUCCCUAUUUUCAACCCUGUCAACAACUAUGGCCGUGUAUUCUUCUUCUCAUGGUUCGGUUUCUUGCUUGCAUUCUGGUCUUGGUACGCAUUCCCUCCACUUCUCAGCGAUGUCAUUGCCAAGGACAUUGGUAUCAGCAAGCACGAGGUCGCCAACUCCAACAUCAUCGCCUUGACUGCCACUCUCCUCGUUCGUCUGGUUGCCGGUCCUGCUUGCGAUCGCUUCGGUCCUAGAUACACAUUCGCCGGAUGCUUGCUCCUUGGUGCCAUUCCCACCUUCCUGGCUGGUACCGUCACCAGUGCUGCCGGUCUGUAUGUCCUCAGAUUCUUCAUUGGUAUCCUCGGUGGCUCUUUCGUGCCUUGCCAAGUAUGGACAACUGGUUUCUACGAUAAGAACAUUGUUGGUACUGCCAACUCCUUGACUGCUGGUCUCGGUAACGCCGGUGGUGGUAUCACAUACUUUGUCAUGCCUGCCAUCUACAACUCCCUCAUGAAGGAUCAGGGCCUCACCGGUCACGUCGCAUGGCGUGUCUCUUUUGUUGUUCCUGGUAUCCUAAUCACCUCAGUCGCCCUCGCACUCUUCUUCUUUUGCGAAGACACUCCCACUGGUAAGUGGGCCGACCGCUUCCAGACUGCUGAGAGCAACCUCCGUUCCCACGCUAUCGAAGGCGCUAUCGUUGAUGUGCCCGGCACUGGCGAGAUCAGCGGCGAGAAGAGAAAGGAGAUUUCUCGCUCACCUUCUAGCUCGGACGUCGCCAGCGAGGAGAAGAAGCUCGACGAGACUCGUGGCACUUUCGCCGACAACGAAGCUCAGAUGGGCGAGGAACAGAUGCUCGAUACCGUACGUGGCGAAGUCGUCCAGAAGCCUUCCUUCAAGGACGCCAUCCCCGUCGUCUUCUCUCCUCAAACCCUUGUCCUCGGUAUCUGCUACUUCUGCACUUUCGGCUGCGAGCUUUCCGUCAACAGCGUUCUCGGUAACUACUACCGCGGCAACCUCAAGCUCGGUCUUCAGGACUCUGGUAACUGGGCUGCCAUGUUCGGUCUCUUCAACAUCAUCUUCAGACCUCUUGGUGGUAUCGUUUCCGACUACGCAUACCGCAUGUCUGGACCUUGGGGCAAGAAGGUGCUCCUUCACGUUUACGUCACUCUUGCCGGUAUGUUCAUGGUCAUCACCGGUGUAAUCAACCCUCACUCCCGCCCUGCCCUCGUCGGUCUCAUCACUGGUGGUGUCGGCUUCUUCCUCGAGGGUGCGAACGGACUCAACUACUCUCUUGUUCCUCACGUCCACCCUCACGCCAACGGUAUCGUCUCCGGUGUCGUCGGUGCUUCCGGAAACUUGGGCGGUAUCGUUUUCGCCAUCAUUUUCAGAUACAGCGUUGACGGCACGAAAACUCUCUUCGGUCAGAGUUUCCUGACCAUCGGUGCCAUCAUGAUGGGCAUGGGUGUCUUGACCGCAUGGAUCAAGCCCAUCCCCAAGGGACAGAUCGGUGGUCGCUAAAACGCCUGCCUUUUUGAAAACGUUCAUGAUUUGUUUUUGG